Molecule: messenger RNA, 1413 nt
Organism: Habropoda laboriosa
Lineage: Eukaryota; Metazoa; Arthropoda; Insecta; Hymenoptera; Apidae
Product: small glutamine-rich tetratricopeptide repeat-containing protein alpha-like
Exons: 4
Coding region: 384-1301 (305 amino acids)
Biological process (GO): post-translational protein targeting to endoplasmic reticulum membrane
Cellular component (GO): membrane; TRC complex
Molecular function (GO): protein binding; molecular adaptor activity
Source: RefSeq, a predicted model, not a curated record
GUGAAUGAAACAUCUCGGUUUAACAAUUUAGACGAUACUAUCUAGAAGCAGAUUUAAUAUUAACCGAAUUGCGCCAGCGCAAUUCCGACGGAAGGACUGAAAUUCAAUUCGUUCGUUUCCGCAAAAAAAGAUUCAAGGGACAACCAGAUGGAAUAAAAUUAUCUCACGUACAUAUAAGCAGUUAUAUAUCGUAAUAGCAAACAGUUUCCCGGAACGGACAUAAUAGUAUUGUACAAGUUUCUGUAUCCGACGGACAAACAAAACGUUAAGGUUCCGCUAUUUCACGAAGUGGAAGCCAUUGAAAUACAUUGAAGUUUCUUCGUUGUUGCUGAGUGAACACUACAUUUAACGUUUCAAGACAUAACGGUUCCUUCGAGGCAGUGAUGGCUGUCAAGGGGCUGGUAGCAGCAAUUGUUCAAUUUUUAACCCAACAAUUACAGGAAGGUGAUAUUACCGAAGAGUCUCGGGAGAGUCUCGAAGUGGCGAUACAAUGUUUAGAAAGUGCUUACAAUGUACAAGCAUCUGAUACUCCUGCAAAUUUUAACUUAUAUGAAAUAUAUAAGUCUACUGCAGAAAAGGAUAAACCUCCAGUGGCUGCAGAAUCUACCGCACAAGCAAAAGUUACUCCACAAGCAAAAGCUGAAGCUGAAAGAUUGAAGAAUGAAGGAAAUAAUUUCAUGAAAGCUGAUAAACAUAUAGAAGCUCUUCUGAAUUACACAAAAGCAAUUGAAUUAGAUGGCCACAAUGCAGUGUAUUAUUGCAACCGUGCUGCAGCAUAUAGUAAAAUCGGCAACCAUCAACAAGCAAUUAAAAAUUGUCUUACUGCAUUGUCUAUUGAUCCUUCCUAUAGCAAAGCAUAUGGUCGUUUAGGUUUAGCAUAUUCCAGUAUGGAAAAACAUAAAGAAGCUAAAGAAAGCUAUCAGAAAGCUUUAGAAAUGGAGCCUGACAAUGAAAGUUAUAAAAACAAUUUAAAAGUAGCAGAAGAGAAGUUAGCUCAACAAGGCACUAGCAACACAGGAUUAGGUGGGGGUGCAUUUCCAGGCAAUGAUCUUAGUUCACUUUUGAGUAAUCCUGCUCUUAUGAACAUGGCACGUCACAUGUUAACUAACCCAGCACUUCAGAAUAUGGUGAGCAAUUUUAUGGUUGGACAGGUAGAACAAGGAGGGCCCAUGGACGCCCUUAUAGAAGCUAGUCAACAGUUUGCGCGACAAUUACAUAACGCUAAUCCCGAAUUGAUUGAAUCUUUGAGACGGCAAAUGGGAGGAAAUUCAAAUGAUCCUGAUCCACCACAAGAAAAUUAAAAGAACUGUGAUUGUGACAUAUUAUAAAGAUUCUACACAAAAUGGAAGUAACUAAAUUUAAUUGAAACAUAUAAUAGCUAUUAGCCAGUGCCUAUCCCUUUUUCAUAUGCAG